Messenger RNA from Symbiodinium natans, 5808 nucleotides. Lineage: Eukaryota; Dinophyceae; Suessiales; Symbiodiniaceae. The record is from the annotation of a GenBank genome assembly.
AUGCCUCAUAUGCUGGAGGGCCGCAUGCCGCCUGUAGGAGAUGUCCCUCGAAUCCACAAUAGCCUGAACCUUCUCAUGCUUUCCUCAGAGACUCGGAGACUAGACGAGGCAGUUUCCCCUGCGGCCACCGCUGUGGUCGCCCGCUGCAGCCCAACCGAGCCCGGCUCUGUCCGAGGAACUCGAGACUCGGUGAAAGGAUCGGAAGGGAAGUCUUGCGCCCGGAAAGACGUCGCCGUAGAGUUAGAAGGUAUCGCCCACUCUUCGGCUGAGCACCGUGCCGAGUGCAGCGACGACCGCCGUGCCCGGAGCCCGCACGAGGCCAGCAAAGUCAAGAACUCGUCAAGCAGGAUUCAAAAGAUGAAGUGGUCCGAUCGCCUGGACGAGAAGAUCAAGCGAUUGGUUGACUGGCCGCAGGUUCUUGACGAGGAAAGCCAGCAGCCACGUCGCAGAGGCCAGGAUUAUGCACGGCCGACGUGGCAGCAGCCAGGUUCUGUCAUCGACACUGUCAUCGACACUGUCAUCGACUCGAACCUGUCGAACCAUGGCGCCGAACCUGAGCGGCCCGAGCUAAAAGUCAUGAAAGCUACGUUUGCCGACCAAUCAAAUGGUGGUGGCGUCUCUGAGUUCGAAGCCCGUAUGUCAGCGUGGGAAGCUGAGAAUGUGACAGCGCAGGACGACCUCGUGGUUUUCUGUGCUCCUGACCCGGGCGAGGCAACCGAAGCCACCCUCCGACGACAUCGCGAAACAUGGCAGCUGGUUGCGGAGCGAUGGGCUCGAGAGGAAGAGAAGGGAGCAUUGUCGGCCAUGGAGGCCACCAUCCUUUCGGCGGCCAGGAACAUUGAACCUGAGUUACUGGAUGAGUUCCACGAGCUCACACGGACUCCGGCCAAGGUAGCUCGCACUGGGCGUGGGCAAGUGCUCAUCGGCAACGAGGAUGAUGCAGGCAGCGAGGAGGUCAUUGCUUCUUGCGGCAUCACUGCGGUAUUGAACUGCACAGAGGAGCCGCCGACAACGCGCUGCCAGGAGAUGUACGCCAAGAUCGGCGUCCGCUGGCACCAUGUGCCGAUGCACGACGACAUCACAGAGGACCUUGCGGUUGCUCUGACACGUGCGCGUCCUUGGCUAGCCGAAGCUUUGGCUGCCGAACAGACGGUCCUCAUUCACUGCUUUGUGGGGGGAAACCGGUCCGUGGCUGUUGCCGUCGGCUACAUGCUUUUGGACGAGGACUACGAGCUUCUCCGUGCUGUAGAAGCUGUGGCGGGCGCACGAGGCCUCGUCUUGGGCUCGGGGUCGUUCCCACUUCAGCUGCUGCGCCUUGCGCCAGAAAAUGGCGUGUCGAGGGAUUCUGGCCUGAAGAUUGGGGACGCCCUCCCCUGUCUCACGGUUCUGCCUCCCCAGGUAGCCAACUAUCUUCUCGGGCUCGUCCCUCCUUCUCCUCGAGGAGAAGACAUGUCUCAAGCUUUUGAGCUGGGCCUGGCUUCCUACGUCUUAAGCUUAAAGACAGCGUCUGGCAAAGUGCAUCGCUUUGGAGCCCUGUCAAACCUGGCCGAUGGCGAGAUCCACAAGCCCAUAGUGCGACUGCGCCCGCCUAUGGAGCAGUGCAUCCAGUUGGCUUACUCUGCGGACGAGGAGGACAGCAGCAAGCUUCUGGGCCACUUCUCGGACAGUGCACCAGCUCUGCCAUGCUCGCCGAAGACAGCCUGCCAGGUGGAGGAGCUCCAAUUCUCUCGGGUUGUUGGCCCACGGGAGAGCACAUCGGACCUUUAUUGUGCACUCCGACUGCCAGAGGUCAUCGCUGGCAUCGCACGUGGCUUUCAAGAGACGGUCUUCGCCUACGGCCAAACCGGCAGUGGGAAGACACACACGAUUCUGGGGUCGGCCCAGGAGUUGGGCGUGCUCCAGCUCAGUGCCCAAGAACUAUUUCAGGUGGUCUUCGGGCCCAAUGCGCUGCAGCGGGAUGAAGCAGCGGAGAAGCACAGACGAAUCCAGCUGGUCUGCUUGGAGAUCAAGAACGACGACGUCCUUGAUCUGCUGUCCGCUGAUCCACAAGUACUACCUGCCAGCCAGGAGAUAGACGUCAUCUGCCACAAAGGCAAGCGCCAUGCUUUCAGACGUCUGACCGUGUGGAGCUAUGAGGAGACCAUGGCCCUCCUGCAAAAAGCCAUCGCCAGCAGAGAGGUCGGCAGCUCGCACGUGAAUUCCGAAAGCUCGCGAUCGCACAUGGUAGUGCGAUUCCUGGUGAAGACCCUGAGCGCGCCGAACGGGCGGCUGGCAGACGGGGUCGUGGGAGGCUUGACGUUAGUGGAUCUUGCUGGCAACGAGCGCGAUAGUAGCAGCGCCAACGGCACUGCCAUCAACGUGUCUUUGACCCACUUGAACCGCAUGCUCGUCAAGAUGCAGGAGCGCCAGUUGGAUGAGUCAGAUCGGCGACAGAGUGCGCUUAACAUGGUUUUGUACGAGCAGCUGCGAGAGGAUUGUGGGGUCACAAUGAUCUUCUGCGUCCACCCAGAUCGGCGAUUUGCUUCGGCGGCGCGCUCCACGCUGCAGAUGGCAAGUCUUUGUCGACGUAUCGUGCAGCGAAAGAGAGUGCGGUACAUCGAGGAUGCUUCACUGAAAGAGGAGCUUGCCGGCCUGCGUGAUGUGAUGCGCGAACACCGCGAGGCACACGCUGCCCAGAUUGCAAAGGAGGAGGAGCUCCAGAAAGCUCGGGAAGUGUUGCGGACGUUGAAGUUGCGCUACGACGAGAAGUCCAAGGACUACGAGGCGCUCAAGAAGAAUCUGGAGGUGGAGUUCCAGCGCGUCUCUGUCGAAGGCCGCGAGAAAGCAGAACUCGAGCAGCGCAACAAGGAAUUGACAUGUCGAGUUGCCCAACUCCAGAUGCAAGUGCAGCGGCAGGCCGAGGAGAGUCCUCCGGUGCUGACCUCGCUUCCGGAGAUGCGCAUGGCCAGCGAGAGCUUUGAGGAUCAUCGUCAAGAGCUCCAGCGUGCCUACAAGCAUGAGCUGCACGCUGUUCAUGAAGCAUACAAGAAGCAGCUGCGCACCCUCCAAGAGGCGUUGAAGAUGCGACCUCCUACGCCCACCCUGGAGAAGGCAGAGCCCAGGUCUGUCGUAUCUCUGAGCAGCAAGAGCAGUUCCACAGACGAGGCUGCUGCAGUGCCACCAGUCUCCUUGAGCAGCUGGGCCUUUGCGGACUUGGGGGUGCAAAGCUCGGUUGCCACCAGCAGCUCCGCUGAACCUUGUUCAGAGCCAAGCAUGCAUUCUGGCUUCGCCGGGGAAGAGGCCGUGGUCGUUUCACGCGUCACGCUGAAACAACCCGAAGCGACUUCUCAGAUGGGGUGCAGCACGGGAGUCUCGCCCCUCAGCCCACGCCGGAUCCUUCAGGUGGCGUCACCACAGCGCGCAGGAGGCCCCUCGCUGCGAUUGGAGGCGGCCGUUGCCCAGGUCCGGUCGGUAGGGUCAGAGAAGAAGCUGCCUUCUCCGACGCUGUGCUCUGAUCCCGUGCCCCUUGGCUCGCCUGCCACAAUGCGGCGCUCUGCACGCAGCUGUGUGACUCUGCAGGUCUCGCAAGAUCGAGGACGCGGACGGAGCCCGGAAGGCCUCGCCGAGGGCCGCUGCUCAGAAUAUGGGAAGGCUCCGCUCUUCUCGCCGCCAGCGCAUGUUCGCUCCGUCACCUCACCACCAGUUCAGAGCUACAGCACCAUGAGCUCCGUGGAGGAGUCACUGCGCCUGCUGCUAUCGGCGCAGCCUCAGACGCUGGCGGAGGUGGAGGCCAUCGAGGAUGCAGCCUCCCGCCUCGCUCGUUGGGCCAUGCACGGGAAGUUGCCAAAGCACCUCUGGUUGCAAGGCUGUGCUGCUGGGACGAGGGUCAUGCACUUGCUUCCACAAUCUGCCUCAGUGCAGAGGGACGGCGCCAUUCUCCUGUCGGAGCUGGCCAACAAGGACUCAGCCGUUCGAGCAGAAGCAUCCGCGAGGAACGCAGUUGUCCUAGGUGUCUCGGCCCUGCGAUGGCUUGCCACAACCUCCUCCUUGCAGAAGGGACACUCGCUGCUGCACCAGAUGAGUCCUCCCCAACAGUUCUCAGAAGCUUGCUCGGGAUGCUUCCGGCUCCUGGCAGUCCUGUGCCAGCGGCACCCGGGUCGCCAGGCACAUGCCACAGAGAUGGGGGGGCUGCAAGCUUGCCUGCAGUGUAUGUCUCAGCCUAUGUUGCGGAGUCAUGACACGGCCAUCCAUGGCUGUUGGUUGCUGAUGGCUUUGUGCCACAAACAUCCGAGCAACCAGGAAUUCGUCCGACUGCUGGGCGGGGUCGUGCUGGUCAUGCAAUUGCUGCAGGAGCAGGUGGCGGCCUUGGAGGAGGGGAGGCAGCCAGCUGCCGCUGCAGGUGCUGUCAACUGGAGCUGCCUGCAUCCUGUCGACCCGCGAGCUGCGACCCUUUGCGCCUAUGCCGCAGGCUUCCUAGCCAUCGUGGCCGAAGGCCAUGAAGCUUGCCGCCAAGCCCUCUGUGAUGCAGGUGGCAUCAGCCUGCUAAUGCGGACCCUGGACCUGUUGGGGCUGCUGUGGUUGAAAGUCCUGCUUCUUCCGGCAGCCAUUUUCCAGUGGCCAAAGGCUUUGGGGCGUGCUGCGGCACCCCUUGCGGGUCCCCUUGCGGGUGCAGCCAGCGGUGCUCUUGGCGGCGCCCUGGGCGUAGCAGCAGUUGCUAGCGGAGGAGCACUUGGUGCCCUUGCUGCCGUUGCUUUGGCGGGGACGUUGGUGUCAGCCGCUAGGGCAUCACAGGUGCAAGGCCAAGAGCUCCAAGAACAGCCAAGCUCGGAGAUUGAGAUUUCCGACCGGGCCCGUGGGGAAGCUCCAGAGCUACCUGCGGCACAGGCCCCUGCAGAGACAGAUGACGGCAAUGGCGUCUUGCGGCCGCAACCUGCUGAGGCCUGUGACGCACAGUGUCACGAUUUGAUGUUGCAGUUUCCCGCGCUGUGGACUUUCCACACCCGUGCUUUGGGCCCAGAUGCGGACGGCGACUUUGCCCAAAAGCUGAUCGCCAGCUCCGAGCUGGUCCGCGAUCUAUUGGUUUUGGAGGCGGCCGCUUACGCAAAGGGCUUGGAGCGCCUGGCCGCGGAUGGCGAGCACGUCCCCGGCUUCCUCCAGCCUGGCACCGACAACCAGGCUGAUAAGGUCUUCCUGCUGGGCAGCGAGGCGGAUGCCAUGCAGCGUCCAGAGGCGUUUCUGGAAUGUUGGGUACAGACCAACGCCCGCAUUCGCCUCGCGGCCUUGGACGGUGCAAUGUCCGCAGAGGCCACAGGCCACGUCCACGAAGGGUUUCAGGCUGCUUGGCUCGGCCUUGUGCCGGUGCUCAGGCGGCUCAGCAACAGCCGCAAGGUGAUCUUGGUGGGCUACUCCUUAGGAGGUGCCCUGGCCACCCUGGCCGCCCUCGACUUGUGCUGCAAAGGCUUCACUCAGGUCGAGUUGAUAACGUUUGGAAGCCCGCGAGUCGGAAACGAAAUGUUUCGAGACUUCUUUCGGGAGAAGUGCCUCGCAACGGGCGCGCUGCGGGUGGCGCGGUUCGUCAACAUGCUGGACCUCGUUCCCCACGUUCCAUUCAAUCCUGCUGAUGCAGUUGAUACCACAAGGCAAGGGCAACUCUGGCGAAGCGUUGAGGAAACCUUGAUGCGCCGACUGCCUCAACAGCACUUCACAGGACCUGGCUUGGGUUCCUACACACACGUCAGCCCUGCCACCGUCCUGGAUGGCUUGUCUGUCGGACUUACUGGCAUGGUGUCGCGUCUUGCCGCCGUGGCGGCGGAUGGGGAGAGGCCUUGA